AAGGAAUCUACUGAACUUACCUGUUCAUCAUGAUGAAGCUGCUUCUUUCUCUGACUCUCAUCUGGGCGCUCUCCAGCACAGGUGAAGCACUUGUGUGUGAAACUUGUACAGAUGUUACCUGUUCAACCACAGCAGCAGUUACAUGUCCCACAGGCACGAUGUGUAUCACAGCUUCCAUUCAAGCCGUUUCAUCUGGGACUCCUGGACAGCAAAUCUACAAGGCCUGUGCCCCCCCCUCCCUGUGUCCAGCCACAGGCUCUCAGACAUUUUCAGUGAACUUGGGUGUUUCCAGUUCACUUGCAAGUGCUACAUGCUGCAACACAGACAACUGCAACUCUGUCACUCUGCCUUUCCCUGUGGUUCCAGCAGUUAACAGUCUACAGUGUCACUUCUGUAACCCCAUGACCUCUGAUUGCAGCUCUUCAGUACAAUGUAGGGGAACAGAGGAUCUCUGCUUUCAAGCCAGUGUGACAAAUACAGGCGUCACUUCUCCAGCUUUUGGCUGUGCAUCUACAAAUCUGUGUGCAGCUGCUGCCAGCCUGGGGUCACUGCCUUUCAUGCAAAAUGUUGGUGCCAUUACCAGUGGACCAGCCUGUUGUGGGACUAGUUUGUGUAACACUCUCACUACAACAACAACAACCACUACCACUACCCCAACGACAACAACCACUACCCCAACAACACUUGUGUGUGAAACUUGUACAGAUGUUACCUGUUCAACCACAGCAGCAGCUACAUGUCCCACAGGCACGAUGUGUAUCACAGCUUCCAUUCAAGCCAUUUCAUCUGGGAUUCCUGGACAACAAAUCUACAAGGCCUGUGCCCCCCCCUCCCUGUGUCCAGCCACAGGCUCUCAGACAUUUUCAGUGAACUUGGGUGUUUCGAGUGCACUUGCAAGUGCUACAUGCUGCAACACAGACAACUGCAACUCUGUCACUCUGCCUUAUCCUGUGGUUCCAGCAGUUAACAGUCUUCUAUGUUAUUUUUGUGACCCCAUGACCUCUGAUUGCAGCCUUCCACUACAAUGUAGGGGAACAGAGGAUCGCUGCUUUCAAGCCAGAGUGACUAAUGGAGCCUGCACUUCUCCAGCUUUUGGCUGUGCAUCUUCAAAUAUGUGUGCAGCUGCUACCAGCCUGGGGACACUGCCUUUCAUGCAAGGUGUUGGUAACAUUACCAGUGGAACAGCCUGUUGUGGGACUAGUUUGUGUAACGCUAUGUGCCAAAGAGUUGUAGGAUUUCACAAGCUUAACAAGUAAAAUCAAAAUUCUGGUAUAUAGCAUGCUGCUCCUUUAACCUGCUGUAUUAACUAACUACUGUAACUAAUGAGAACAUUGUGUUACUUCUUAAAGGUCAUGAUUAGAAGAUUAAAUAGAUGAAGUCAAAUAAGUUCAAUGUAAUGUUGUCUUGUUUGUUGUUUUCUUUGAGAUUGUCCAACGCUGCUAAAUCUGUUGAUUUGAAAGUCCCCUGUUCGGAGAAAGAUGAACCGUUCUGUGUGAAUGCGGAACUAGAGGUGUGCGACGUGGUGUGGAGCAGAGCUCGUAACUGUUAGACAAUGUUUUUGUAUCGUAAAGACCAUUGAUCACCAUGACAACAACGUUCCAACAUUGUUCCAGUAAACAUUCCAGAGGGUGGGGGGAAAUAUGAAAUGAUAUUUAGGGAGAGAACUAAAAAGCAUAGAGGUUCUGAGGUGAAGGUCCUUCCCAGAUGCAGAUAAGAGAUUUUAAUCAACGCUGUAUGCUUUUCCCUGCUAGUUCACUGCAAUAAAAGUUU
Messenger RNA from Platichthys flesus (European flounder), 1770 nucleotides. RefSeq lists its product as uncharacterized. The coding region runs from base 30 to 1256 and encodes 408 amino acids. The record is from RefSeq and is a predicted model, not a curated record. Lineage: Eukaryota; Metazoa; Chordata; Actinopteri; Pleuronectiformes; Pleuronectidae. The transcript has 8 exons.